AUGUCAACAACUCAAGACGGCAGAAGCACCGCGGGCAAGUCAAUCGAUAUCGUCUUUCUCCAAGACGCGACGGGUAGCCAGGGACCUUACAUCCAAGCUGCCAGACAAGCCAUCCAGCAGAUCUGCUUGAAAGUGUCUGCCUCUGCUGAGCUCUCAAAAGGAGCCAUCCGGUUCGCGCUCAUCGCGUUCCGUGAUCACCCACCUCAAGACAUGAGUUUUGUCACGAAGAAUUUCGGGUUCACGGCGGAACAGUCUGUUAUGAAGAAGAAUUUGGAUGGGCUCAUUGCGUCUGGUGGAGGUGACGGACCAGAAGCGCAAACUGCUGCCCUUGCCGAUGCGCUGAACUUGGAAUGGGCUGAGGGCGCUGCGAAGAUGGUGGUUCUGAUUACUGAUGCACCUCCACAUGGAAUUGGAGAAGAUGGUGACGGCUUUACGGAAUCUCCUGAUCAAAACGAUCCUCUGCAGCUCGCGCGACAGAUGGCAGAGCGUGGCAUUACCCUCUUUGUGAUCGCGUGCGAGCCAAGUCUAAGCAGAUACAGGAACGCGGUGGAUUUCUACAAAGCCUUGGCAGACAUCACCAGCGGAAAAGUUUUCCCCCUUACAUUGGCAGAAAAACUUGGCGACUACAUUGUUGGAACCACCAUUGAGACGAUCGAGACUGAAAAGCUGAUCGCCGAAUUCGAAGAGGUUAUCGUGGACGACAUUUAUGGCAGCGAGACUCCAUUGGAACAAGUGACGGACAAGCUGCACAGCAAGUUGGCGGACACUGGCGUUCAAAUCACCACAUUGAACGUAGAAAACAUCUAUAACGAGUCACCGCAAUCGACUUCGAAUACCAACGUUUGGCUGAGUGCCCCAACGAUCGCUGCUGCCCGCCCAAAGGUCGUCCAGGUUGAGGGCCCUCGCGUGAAGAGCGCAUUUGUUGGGAUGGGGGCAAGGGCACCAGAGGUAGCAUUUAUGCCGCAGGCAAUCAGCAUGUCACAGGCAACGCGUGUUGUGAAGCAGAGUGCUAUGAGGCAGUCUGCUGUUGCUCCUGGUGGCGCUAUGACGCCAUCCGCCUCUUCAAAAUAUUACAGGGGAUGA
Molecule: messenger RNA, 1083 nt
Organism: Laccaria bicolor S238N-H82
Lineage: Eukaryota; Fungi; Basidiomycota; Agaricomycetes; Agaricales; Hydnangiaceae
Exons: 8
Coding region: 1-1083 (360 amino acids)
Biological process (GO): peptidyl-threonine phosphorylation
Cellular component (GO): cytoplasm
Molecular function (GO): protein serine/threonine kinase activity
Source: RefSeq, a predicted model, not a curated record